AGCAGACUGUCUCCCCAAGUGGUUCGCGACAGGAAAUAAAAAGACGGGAACUGGGUUUAGGAAGUUGAAGGAGAAGCGAGUUUACCUGCAGCUCAGGUGCGUUUGGAAAGCUGACCGUCAAGGAGUGGCAGAGAAGGAGGGCGCGCGCAAAAAGAGAAGAAAAAAAAAAGAGAGAGAGAAGCAAUCUGGAAAAGUUACGGAUGCAAACGUGCCCCUUGACACACACCGAGACACCGGAGCGAUUCAUCCAGUGUUAAGAUUUAAAAUACCGUUUAACUACCAGGAGAGGAAACAUCCGCAACAAUGAAGAAAUCUUCAUAUCCAGCAAGAUCAGCCAGCGCUCGAACAAGAAGAACAGAAAGAGAGGGAUCUGGCAUCACCAGUCCCACGUUGAAACGGUCGUUUGAGGUGGAGGAGACAGAUACAUCCACACACCCCUCGCCCCUGUCCCGUCGGACCACCAACCCUCUCCGUUCAUCCACCUCCUCCACAUCCAGCCAGCGGAGCUACGACCUGAGCUCCCGCAACUCUGACUACUCCUCUUCCAGAUCUUCCCCCUCUGAGUCCUCCAAUCCACGCUCCCCAAAGACCGGCAUGAGGCGCAUUGAAUUAUCCGGGGGUCGUAACCCUGACAUAGCCUCGUCCCGCCGCACGGAGAUCUCCAUUGAGGUCUCCUCCAAACAAAUUGACAACUCACCCAGCGCUGGCAUCGCCCGCUUUGGCCUCAAACGACCUGAGGUCAGCCUGAGCAGUCGGAGCACCCCCCUGGACAGCUCCUCCAACUCCAUCUCCAGCUCCACAAACAGGCGGGCAGAGCUUAGCAUGACACGGUCCCAUGAGCCCCCUGCCCCUCCUAGGAGGAUGGAUGCCCAGCUGUCCUCUGCCCCAGUCUCUAGGAUCCCUGAGCCCCCCCAGAGAAGAGCAGAGCCCCCGUCUCCUAUCCUGAGCCCAGCAGAGGGGGCCUCCAGGAGGCCAGAGAUGCCUGUCUUCAGACAGCCGGACGGCUUGGUGCCAGGCAGUGCAAUGGAGAACAACAACCACCCGCCACCUGCACCUAGUGCUCCCCUGCCUUCACUCUCAGAGCCCCGGGUGGAGAGGGUGCAGUCGCCUGUCAUGGAGGCGCCCACAGCCCGACCAACAGACAGGCCAGAGGUGAUUUCCAGCUACAGCGGCAGUGCCAUGUCUGAGGCGGCAGUGCCCGAUGCCAUGGUGUCCACAGCAGUGGGCGGUCUGUACGGGGAGAAGGCCAGUGGCCCCACCGUGGACUUCAGUUACGUGGGUAUUGAUGCCAUUCUGGAGCAGAUGAGGAGGAAGGCCAUGAAGCAGGGUUUCGAGCUCAACAUAAUGGUUGUGGGACAGAGUGGCCUGGGAAAGUCUACUCUGAUGAACACACUGUUCAAGUCUAAAGUCAGCCGUAAGUCAGUGCUGGCUACAAGCCAAGAGAAGAUCCCCAAAACAAUCGAAAUCAAGUCUAUCAGUCAUGACAUCGAGGAGAAAGGAGUGAGAAUGAAGCUGACAGUCAUUGACACACCAGGCUUUGGAGACCAGAUCAACAAUGAGAACUGCUGGCAGCCCAUCAUGAAGUUCAUUAAUGACCAGUACGAAGCAUACCUGCAGGAGGAGAUCAACAUCAACAGGAAGAAAAGAAUCCCAGACUCCAGAGUUCACUGCUGCAUAUACUUUAUCCCCCCGACGGGACACUGUCUGCGGCCUCUUGAUGUAGAAUUCAUGAGACGUCUCAGUAAAGUGGUCAACAUCGUCCCAGUUAUUGCCAAAGCGGAUACACUCACCCUGGAGGAGAGGGACUUCUUCAAAAAGAAGAUCAGGGAAGAGCUGCGAGCCAACGGGAUUGACGUGUACCCUCAGAAGGAGUUUGACGAGGAUGCAGAGGACAGAAUGAUUAACGAGAAGAUUAGGGAGAUGAUCCCAUUUGCCGUGGUGGGCAGUGACCAGGAGUACCAGGUCAAUGGCAGGAGGCUGCUGGGGAGGAAGACCAAGUGGGGAACCAUUGAAGUUGAGAACAUAGCCCACUGUGAGUUUGCCUAUUUAAGGGAUCUCCUCAUCAGGACCCAUAUGCAGAACAUUAAGGACAUCACCAGCAGCAUCCACUAUGAAAUGUACCGCGUGCGGCGCCUCAAUGAGAAUAACACAGUGGUGGCUCAUGCCAAUGGAAUCCCAGAGCAUCAUCUUGCCGCCCACGAGAUGUAGAUGCCACCUGCCCCCACCGCAGUUGACCUCACCUGGGUAUAAUUCAUUUGCUAUGAGACUCUGACCUUCAUUGACAGCCUUCCCACCACUCCAGCCCCCCAUCACACAGGUGGGAUAGAAACGUAAAAAGCCUGCCAGAGGGACUUUAUUUUCAAUAUUUUUCGGCGGCUCAAUGGACAGUUCAUGUCAGUUUAUUGCCUUGUUAACAAACACUAUCCUCUUACUAUCGCUGACAAAGAGAGUGAAGAGAAGUUUGAUUCUUCGUAAUGCGCUGCAGCUUGAUUUUACCUGCUUCCAGAUCUUACAGUUAACCUUGGUGGUUUUUACUUGUGCCAAACACUCAGCAUCUGCCAAACAGAAACAGACUGACACGCAGUAUGUAUCAGUCAGAACUGCCUUAAUUAGCAACAUGUUAAUCUUGUCCACUUUUACUUUUUUCACGUUUGAUAUUUUUUAGCAGUGCUUAUAAGAAUUUCUGCAGUAACAGAAGCACAGUUUUCUGUCUCAAUGCACACAGCUGUAUCAACGUGUGUGGGAAGUUAUGAUAUUCAUUGUUGCACUUCACCCACAUCAUCGUCUUUCAGUGACAAAGCACGUUGGAGAAGGGCUAGGCAGCACUUUGCCAACAUGUGACACACAUACAGUCAUUCAGCUCUCGCCCAAUAGUUAAACAACAAAAAGGUUAUCAAAUAGCACAUCAUAUGCUUGAGUUUAUCUUUUUUGUCACAAGCUGUGUUUUGCUUUAACUGUUUGUUAUAUGUUUGUGUCAUGUUAAAUAUGGAUGUCAGGUCCCUGAUAUCUUUUUAAAUUCCCAGUAAUAAAUAUCAUGGUUUAAUAAUAGAAAUAUCUUAAGAGUGAUCUAAGAUGAAUAAGUAUUUAUGCACGAGAUAAAAAUGUGAACUUAUUCAGAUUAUUCACACACUCAGACACACACACAUACUUUUCCUGCUUUUGGGCCCCUCAAUAUAGCCUUAUUUAUUGGAGAAUGUUGGCUGAAACUGGAAGGAGAGCAGGUUUGUGGGUGCCAAGUUAACUACAUUUACAGUAGAUAUUUUUCAAUCCUUUUCCCUUGUUUACCUGAGGGGGGAAAUAAAACUAGUCUUCCAUUGACCAGCCCACUUUUUCUUCUAUUUUCCAUAAUAUACCAAGGGUCUUUGUCUGUUUGAACCAUAUAUAAUUCCCUAAGCUGUCACUGUCAUGCUCUGUCCUGUAUAUUCUCCUGUGUUCUGAUAAAUUUUUUGUACUUGUAUUAUUGAUUAUAACAAAAUUUCCUUUAUCUUAUUUUAAAGAAAUAAAGAUUAAAGUUGUAAAUAUUUA
This is a messenger RNA of Lates calcarifer (barramundi perch), 3525 nucleotides long. RefSeq names its product septin-9. The record is from RefSeq and is a predicted model, not a curated record. The coding region runs from base 304 to 2208 and encodes 634 amino acids. Gene Ontology annotation, cellular component: septin ring; microtubule cytoskeleton; septin complex. Gene Ontology annotation, molecular function: molecular adaptor activity; GTP binding; GTPase activity. Gene Ontology annotation, biological process: cytoskeleton-dependent cytokinesis. The transcript is spliced from 12 exons. NCBI's taxonomy places the organism in Eukaryota, Metazoa, Chordata, Actinopteri, Centropomidae.